AUGGGAGGAUACGGUCAUGUCGCACUAUACCUGCUGCUGAUACACUGUGCGAUAGCAGUCAAAGUGAAAGUCGUGUUACAUUCUGAGCAAGACGAUUCCAAGAUCGAAGAAGAUGAGACGGCCCACACCGAGACCUGGAACGACCAUAAACGAAAGGAUGCUACGUUGAUGCCAUUUCUCAAACAUUCACAUGGCAAGGCACACGCAGAGGAAAAGGAAUACGAGGAGGAGAAGCCAACAACCGAGAAACAAACGCAUCAAUUGCAUCCUAAUGAGAUGAUAUUCCCUCUGAUCUACCGGCAAAACCAUAUUAACAGUAUGUUUAAAUUUGGCGAAAAUUGGUAUACAUGGUCAACGGAAAAGAGGACGGACGGUUCAAAAGCUACAAAUUACUACAUCUGCUAUGACGAGCCCAAGCACUGUGAUGAUAUUGGAUGGGAACGUACAGACACUCUGCCAAAAUGUGCAUUCCAAAUUGACUCAUUGCUACCUGACGACAGAGCUUGCAUCAACAGCUUUGGUGUGGAACCUCACAACAACGGCGGCGUUUGCGAUGGUGCAGAACAAAUGAAGGUGAGCGAAAUGGUUCGAGCGUGCGGUCCGCGGAUUCGAUCUCUGUGGAGAUUCUUCCGUGUAGGGCGGCGACCGGCUAAUGCAGCCAAACCAGCUGACGUGAACUCUCUCAUUUGUGAAGAUGAAGAGGAAUGCUACAUCACUAUUGAAUAUAGAAUUCACCACGACAGAAUUACCUUCUCUCUACACGAACCUACUCGAGGCCAAACUUUCAAAAGCGCUCUUAAACGGGACGUCGUGCAAGAGGAGGAGAAACUCACUACGGAACCACCUCACGUCCACGUUCGGAAGACUAAGAAGAAUGUGAGAGAAGAAGAACUGCCUCCGAAGCCGUCGAAGAAAUUCCGAGCGCGGACACGAAGCAAGGUAGUUGAAGGCAAGGGCUUGGUAAAAGAACGUAACGACUCAGGAUACAGGAGGACGUUAAAAAAUAAAAUCAAAGUACGAGAGGACGUCUCCGAUGACUUGUCGGAAUAAGCCAAGCUCGUGGAAAAUGUCUGAUUCUAGCGGCAGUCUCGAUGCAGCAGGAUGCUACAUUAUGUCUUGUUUUGUACAAUAAUUCAUAGAAAUAUGUAUUUAUGGGUCUGCAUAUGGUGGGCACAGAGUAAGAUAAAAAAAAAAAAAACAAAAAAAUAU
Molecule: messenger RNA, 1209 nt
Organism: Pectinophora gossypiella (pink bollworm)
Lineage: Eukaryota; Metazoa; Arthropoda; Insecta; Lepidoptera; Gelechiidae
Exons: 4
Coding region: 1-1050 (349 amino acids)
Source: RefSeq, a predicted model, not a curated record